AUGGGAGAAACUGAGAAAAGGGUUCUAACCCACAGGGUCAGAUGUUUUUCCAAGAUCAAGGUGUUUCUUUUGACAUUAAUAUGUGCAUAUGUAUCCAAAGCACUAACAAGAAGUUACAUAAAUUCCAUGAUUCCACAAAUAGAAAGACAAUUUGGUCUCCCCACAUCUGCAGUUGGGAUUGUCAUUGCGGGAUAUCAUAUGGGAUACCUUAUGACGAUUUUACCUGUGAGCUAUUUCGGAAUGAAGCUGCACAGACCUAUCAUGAUUGGUGUCGGUUGUGUGGUUAUGGGCCUUGGGUGUUUCAUGAUGUCACUACCUCAUUUUCUCAUGGGCAAAUAUGAAUAUGAAACAACUAUUUCACCUACAAGCAAAUUGUCAUCAAACAGCUUCUUAUGUGUAGAAAACAGAUCCCUGACCUUAAACUCAACGAAAGAACCAGCAGAGUGUAUGAAAGAAAUUAAAUCACUAAUGUGGAUAUAUGUACUGUUAGGAAAUUUUAUACUUGGAUCUGGUGAAACUUGUGUCAUGCCCUUAGGUAUUUCCUACUUAGAAGAUGCUGUCAAAUCUGAAAACUCUCCCUUAUACAUUGGGCUGUUAAGAACAGGAGUGGCCAUUGGCCCUCUCAUUGGACUUAACUUGGGAUCUGUCUUUGCAAAUGUUUAUGUAGACAUUGAUUCUGUAAAUACAGAUGACCUGACCAUAACUCCCAAAGAUACACGCUGGGUUGGUGCUUGGUGGAUUGGCCUUUUGAUCUGCGCAGGAGUGAAUAUCCUGACCAGCAUCCCCUUUUUCUUCUUUCCAAAGACACCCCCAAAGGAAGGAUUACAGGAUAAUGGGGAUGGAACUGAAAAUACCAAAGAGGAGAAGCACAGAGAAAAGGCCAAAGAGGAAAACCUUGGAAUCACUAAAGAUUUCCUUCCAUUAAUGAAGAGCCUCUUCUGCAAUCCAAUUUAUAUGCUAUUUCUCCUUCUAAGUAUGCCCCAGUUCAGUGCAUUUCUUGGUUUAUUUAUCUUCCUGCCUAAAUACCUGGAACAACAUUAUGGAAGAGCAUCUGCAGAUGCCAUUUUUCUCGUGGGUCUUUUUAUGUUACCUCCAAUAUGUCUUGGAAAUAUAAUUGGUGGUUUGAUUAUGAAGAAGUUCAAGAUUACUGUCAAAAAAGCUGUAUGCAUGGCAUUCUGGCUAUCGCUGUCUGAGUAUCUUCUGUCUUUGUUUAAAUAUAUGAUGACCUGUGAUAAUUUCCCAGUUGCUGGUUUAACUACUUCUUAUGAAGGCCUCCAGCACCCUUUAUAUGUGGAGAAUGAGGUCCUUGCUGACUGCAACACAAGGUGUAGCUGCUUGACAAAAACAUGGGAUCCAGUGUGUGGAGACAAUGCCAUAGCUUACAUGUCAGCCUGUCUUGCAGGCUGUGAGAAGUCUGUUGGAACUGGUAUUAACAUGGUGUUUCAGAAUUGCAGGUGCAUUCAAUCAUCAGGAAACUCAUCUGCAGUCCUUGGGCUGUGUAACAAAGGCCCCAACUGUGAUAACAUGCUGAAGUACUUUAUAAUAUUAUUAGCAAUUGACAGUUUUAUCUUCUCAGUAUCAUCCAUACCUGGGUACAUGGUUCUUUUGAGGUGUAUCAAGUCUGAAGAGAAGUCACUUGGAGUUGGAUUACAUACAUUUUGCACAAGAACAUUUGCUGGCAUUCCAGCAACUAUUUACAUUGGUGCUUUGUUAGAUAGUACCUGCUUAUUUUGGGGAACUCAGAAAUGUGGUGAGAAAGCCUCAUGCAGGAUAUAUGAUAUAAAUAGUUUCAGGCGCAUUUAUUUUGGAUUGCCAGCAGCACUAAGAGGAUCAAGCUAUAUCCUUGCCUUCAUCAUUGUAAGAAUUGCAAGAAAAUUCCAAUUUCCUGAGGACACUGACUCUUCAGAAACUGAACUUGCAGAGAUGAAGCUCAUAGAAAAGGAAGACGAUUGCACAGAUGUGCACAGAAGUCCUAAAGUCCAGAAUGAUGGAGAACUGGAAACUAUGCUAUAA
Messenger RNA from Apodemus sylvaticus (European woodmouse), 2013 nucleotides. Its product is annotated as solute carrier organic anion transporter family member 1A4-like. The transcript has 14 exons. Gene Ontology annotation, molecular function: bile acid transmembrane transporter activity; protein binding. Gene Ontology annotation, biological process: sodium-independent organic anion transport; transmembrane transport; bile acid and bile salt transport. NCBI's taxonomy places the organism in Eukaryota, Metazoa, Chordata, Mammalia, Rodentia, Muridae. The coding region runs from base 1 to 2013 and encodes 670 amino acids. The record is from RefSeq and is a predicted model, not a curated record. Gene Ontology annotation, cellular component: membrane.